GUUCCAGCACCAGCACCGCCGGCCCGCGCUUUGGGCUCCCGGGGAGCGGAAGACGCGUGGAGCUGUGCGAGGACCGCGGGCUGUGCAGCGCACCUAUAAGAAUGUGUUUUAGAAACAGAUGUUAAACUUUGGUUUGAAUGAAAAAUGUCUCUCAGUCCACCUGUAUUUCUCAAAGAAAGGGAAGAAAAUAAUUCAAGAUUUGUGGAAAUACAACAAUCACAAACUACUUCCAUAGCUGUGGAAGAUCCUCUUCAAAACUUAUGCUUAGCAUCUCAAGAAGUUCUUCAAAAAGCUCAGCAAAGUGGAAGAUCAAAAUGUCUUAAAUGUGGUGGUUCAAGAAUGUUCUACUGCUAUACAUGUUAUGGCCCAGUUGAAAAUGUACCUGUGGAACAGAUGCCACUCGUGAAGCUUCCACUGAAGAUUGACAUCAUUAAACAUCCAAAUGAAACAGAUGGCAAAAGUACUGCUAUACACGCAAAACUCUUAGCACCUGAAUUUGUAAAUAUUUACACGUACCCUUGUAUUCCGGAAUAUGAAGAAAAGGACCAUGAAGUUGCGCUAGUUUUUCCUGGACCUAAGUCUGUCUCAAUAAAAGAUAUUUCUCUUCAUCUGCAAAAAAGGAUUCAAAAUAACAUUAGAGACAAAAGUGAUGACCCUGACAAGCCAUCUGUUAAACGCAAGAAAACUGAGGAACAAGAUUUGAGUGACAGCAAGUGCAAAGAGGCAACUCUGAAAAGAAUUAUAUUUAUAGAUAGCACCUGGAACCAAACAAACAAAAUAUUUACUGAUGAGAGACUUCAAGGGUUGUUACAAGUUGAGUUGAAAGCAAGAAAAACUUGCUUUUGGCGCCAUCAAAAAGGAAAGCCAGAUACCUUCCUUUCCACAAUCGAAGCCAUCUACUACUUUCUGGUAGACUACCAUACUGAUGUAUUACAAGAGAAAUACAAAGGACAAUAUGACAAUCUUUUAUUUUUCUACUCUUUUAUGUACCAGUUGGUGAAGAAUGCCAAACGCUCUGGAGACAAGGAAACAAGAAAAAUUGCUCAUUAGUUUUUAA
This is a messenger RNA of Molossus molossus (Pallas's mastiff bat), 1057 nucleotides long. RefSeq names its product DTW domain containing 1 (gene DTWD1). Gene Ontology annotation, molecular function: tRNA-uridine aminocarboxypropyltransferase activity. The transcript is spliced from 5 exons. NCBI's taxonomy places the organism in Eukaryota, Metazoa, Chordata, Mammalia, Chiroptera, Molossidae. Gene Ontology annotation, cellular component: nucleus. Gene Ontology annotation, biological process: tRNA modification. The record is from RefSeq and is a predicted model, not a curated record. Bases 145 to 1050 code for a protein of 301 amino acids.